Acanthosepion pharaonis is the source of this 606-nucleotide messenger RNA. NCBI's taxonomy places the organism in Eukaryota, Metazoa, Mollusca, Cephalopoda, Sepiida, Sepiidae. The record is from the annotation of a GenBank genome assembly.
AUGUUUCUAUACGUACUAGUGCGAGUGGUUACACUCCUCUCUCUUUAUUUCUCUUUAUUCUUUCUCUCAAUACACACACAAACACACACAUCUCUGUCUCUGUCUCUUCAACUGGAAUAUCUAUCUAUCUAUCUAUCUAUCUAUCUAUCUAUCUAUCUAUCUAUCUAUAUAUAUAUAUAUAUUGGGAAAAUAAAUAACGAAGUGGAAAAUAUUACUUCUCGAAUAAGUAAGGUUAUCUUACUUAUCAAAAAGAGAUCUAUCUAUCUAUCUAUCUAUCUAUCUAUCUAUCUAUCUAUCUAUCUAUCUAUCUUUCAGCCGAUUCAUAUCUAUCUAUCAUACAAAUUAUUCAUGUUCUCUUUCAAAGAGAAGCAGACAAAAAUCAUACGUUAUGUAACAACAUCGACCUAUCUUCAGUCUUUUCAUAUCUAUCUGCAUUUUUUUUAUAUCUAUCUAUCUAUCUAUCUAUCUAUCUAUCUAUCUAUCUAUCUAUCUAUCUAUCUAUCUGCAGUCUUUUCAUAUCUAGCAGCGGUCCCCAACCUUUUUGCGCUACGGACCGGUGUCAUGCAAGACAAUUUUUCCACGGACCUGGAGGCGUUGUGUGCAUAA